AGGAAGGGAGGCUGUACCCGACGCCAUUAUAAGGAAGUAUGUUUAAGUAAUAGGACACCUGCUGCUAAAGUUCUUUCCCAGGAAGUAGGCAGGGGAAAAUAAGGGAGGGAGAAACAGAAGCAUAGGUAAACGAGUGUGACACACCAAGCCUGAGUGGCUUUCUCAUAAGCAGCAAGGAACUUUCUCCGUUGGACAGACAAACUCUUACAUUCUCAAGGAGCAGAAAGGAGGCUAGCUUGAACUGCAGACUGAAAGACUACGCUGAGGAGAUUUCUGGACCACCCUGCUUGCUUGCAACUGGAAUGACGUGUAGCUUUUUCUUUCACAGUGUUCGCAGUGUGUGUUACUAAGCAACUUCAAAUUCCUAGCUAUCCAGAGAGAUUAUAAAAAUGGGGACUGUAUUUUAAUCACAAGAAAUUUGUUGUGGCUAGGAUUGUCAGAUGAAUCUUGGAAGCACUGGAUUAUUUUUUUCUUUGGCUGAAGGAUCCAAAAUAAUGUUGUGGAAAAGCCUGAAGUUUUUGCUGUGAGAACAGAGUACAGCUGCAAUGCAGCUUUCCGUACCAAAAGAAAGGAAGAUAAGAGGGUCUUUUACAAGGCAGUAAUUGAAGCACUGCUGGUGUGGGUGAGAGGAACCAAAGUAUUUGCCCUCACAAAAGGCUUUUGUGUACUCAACCAAAUGGAACUGUAGCACAUACAGGUGGAAAAAAGGGUAUUUUGUGACACUAACUGGAUACACCUUAGUGAUUUGUGGAAUUUACCCGGCCAGUUGGAUUUGAAAUGGUUUGGGGAAGUGGUUUAGGGAAAUCUGUUAAAUGAUCCCUAAUUACAGAAUGUGUUAACACUUAUCCUGACAUUCAGGAGAAGAAUCCACUGGGUUACUCUACCAUCCAACCCGGGGCAAUCUGCUGUCCUACACUAUGUUUUUGAGGGCAGACUCUGAGCGGCAAGCAGGGGAAAAUGCAGUGCUUAAGUCAUUCCGAACACUGCCUGAGGAAGAGUCAUGUUUACACCCUGUAAACAAUGGUAAACUUAAGAAAAGCUGUAAUAGUGUUGUCGGCAUAGAUCCUCCAGGAACAGCACUUAAACAUGAUGCCAGCAGUACUUUUGAGGGAACAGUUGAAUCUUGGGAGAUUGAAUCCUGUAAGGAGGAAGUUCUGAUAUGCUCCCCCUUUUCAUCUUGGAGAAGGCCUUUUUCCACUUCUUCCCCUGUUGUGGCAGACUCAGAUUUGGUGCAGGUAACCAGAGUGGAGACUUACAGUGACACAGAAAAUGAAGAAGAAAAUGAUAGCAUCCUUGGCCGGUCUGAUGAACAGGAGCCCACUGAGACAUCCUUCUCGCUUCAUAAGGGUAAAGAGACAGAUUGUAACUCGGAUCAGGUGCUCUGGCUUGAUAGGGGGAGUGAUAUGUCUACGGCAGACUUCACAGCCAAAAGUAUUUUGGAGCGAUCUCUGAAAGACAUCUCUGUUCUAAAGAAGUCAUGUUAUAAUGGACGGCUCGACAGGCAGCUAGACUGCUCUUCUCUCCAGUCAGGCAAUUCGAAGCAAAAAAUUCUGUCCGAGAGCUCUUGGGAGUGUGCAGAUCUUGGCAGCCUAGGUGACAAAGCUGUAGAUAUGGGCUCAAAUGUGUCAGCUGCCUGUAGUUCUACUGCAAGGAGCUAUACCUAUCCAGAUGUGCCUGUAGACUCGAGUGACCAUGAAGAAAUUUCUUCAUCAUAUAUGACUGAGGACUCUCUUCAUAUGCCCUCUUCGAGUGGAAAUUGCUCGGACUCUUCAUUGCUCUCAGAGGAUCUAAUUUCUCCUCAUCAAAGGGGCUGGAGAACAGCUCAACCACCUACAUCUGUUUCGGUUGAAGAAAUCAGUGGCACCAGUUCAAUAGAGUCCUACGACUGCACAAGCCCUACCUCUACAGACUCAGCUCCUCAGCCGGGGAGCAGUGUGACAAAGAGCCAUUCAUGUACAUACCAGGAAGAGUCCCCAACUGACUCUGUGCCAAGUGCUAUUUCUCCUCCUUCACAAGGCAGGAGACAGAGUACGCCUGCAACCAAGAGGACCACCACGGACCCUCCCAGAUCGCUUGCUACAUCCACACCCAGGGAGCCCUUCCAGCUGCCAGCCUUGUUCAGUGGAUUACGAGUGCUGAAGAAGGGUGCUGUGGGGGAAGAGAGAGAAACUGUGUCUGAGAUCAAGCAAAGGGACGCUGACCGAGCAUUGCUGAGCCUAAAACAGCAUGUCAACAAAGCUAAGUUUGAACAGCAACUAGCUAGUACCUCUUCCCCCAAAAAGAAAGCUGUACCCAAAGAUGUUUCUGAGCCCAAGAACCGGUUGUGGCGGCUCCUAACUUUUGAUGAUGCCAAGAAUGAGGACAGUAAAGAUAAAGAGUUCAAGGACAUCGUAGACCUCAAAGCAGAGGAAGAGGUCUUAGCAGGGAAUGUUGCACAGGAUGACAUUGAGCCAAAUGACAGCAGUAAAGGCACAGAUAGUGCAUUUGAUGCCUUCAAGUUUUUCUUCAGUCCUAAGCCCCAUAAGAAGGAUCCUGCAGAUGUGUCAGUGGACCUAGAGGCUAUCAAGAGGAAAAGAAAGAACGAAAAAGAGUUGCUUAAGGCUAUCUUUGAGAGAUCUGCGAGCAAAUCGCCUGUUAGUGACAAGAACACAACAGAGGUCAAAUCUGAGGUCUCCUCCCCAACUGACAGCGAAGACAGGACACCUGGGCGCCUUCAAGCAAUCUGGCCCCCGCCCAAACCUAAGGAUGAGGAGGAGAAAGUGGGACUUCGAUAUACUGAAGCAGAGCACCAGGCUGCCCUGCUUCAGCUGAAGAGAGAAUGCAAAGAGGAGGUGGAAAAGCUGCAUGCCGACUUUGAGCUCCAGGUCUUCCAGUUGCGGGGAGAGCAUGCUGUGGCAGUGUCCCGGCUGGAGGGAGUCAUUGCCGAAAUGCAGCGGAUGCAGAACGGCUCGUUGCAGGACCGGGGGAGCCUGCGGGAGGCCUGUGUCUCCACUGAAGACGAUAUACCCCCCAAAACGUACCGCACUGUCUGCAUCCAGACUGACCGUGAGACCUUUAUCAAGACGCCGCCAGAGGAGGAGGGAUCCAAGUUGACCCCGAGCCCCAGUCUCAGCCUCCCCAAAAAACUCGACCUAGACUCUAUUACCAUGACCUUGGGUGUGACCCCAGGACCUCCACCUCCGCCACCUCCUCCUCUGCCAGGCCAGUCACAUGGCUCAGCAGCUCUGCCUGCACCACCGCCUCCACCACCACCACCACCACCUCCGCCACUCCCUGGAUCCAUAGCACCACCUCUACUGCACCCUGGAUCCGUAGCACCACCUCCUCCACCCCCUUUGCCUGGACUUGGAUCUGCACCACCUCCACCUCCACUCCUCCCUGGAGCUCCACUGCCUCCUCCACCCCCUCCACCUGGCAUGCCUGGUGUCCCUCCUCCACCCCCACCCAUGCCUGGGUGUGGCCCCCCACCCCCUCCACCUGCCUUUGGUGGCUUUGGCUUUGGCCAAGCCACAGAUAAACCCCCCCGGAAGCCAGCUCUAGAGCCCACCUGUCCAAUGAAGCCCCUCUACUGGACUAGGAUUCAGAUUCAUGAUAACAAUAAUAGCACGCUGUGGGGUUCUUUGGAAGAGCCAGACAUAAUUGAUACAAAGGAGUUUGAAGAUCUUUUCUCCAAAGCCUCAUUGCAGCCCAAGAAGAAGCCUCUUUCUGACACCUAUGAGAAGAAGACGAAAGCUAAGAAGAUUAUCAAACUGUUGGACGGGAAGCGUUCUCAGGCAGUGGGAAUCCUAAUAUCCAGCCUUCACCUGGAGAUGAAGGAUAUUCAGCAAGCUGUUCUUACCGUGGACAACUCCGUGGUGGAUCUGGAGACCAUUGAAGCUUUAUAUGAAAAUAGAGCUCAGAGUGAUGAACUGGAGAAGAUCAAAAAACAUUAUGAGACAUCGAAAGAAGAUGAAGUCAAGCUAUUGGACAAGCCUGAGCAGUUUCUUUAUGAGCUUUCUCAGAUUCCGGAUUUUGCUGGCCGCGCUCACUGCAUCAUAUUCCGGUCAGUGUUUCAGGACGCUAUAUCCUCCAUUCAUCGCAAAGUAGAGAUCAUCUCCAGAGUAUGCAAGGCACUCCUGGAGAGCAGCACUCUUAAAGAAGUGAUAGGCCUGGUCCUAGCCUUUGGGAACUAUAUGAACGGUGGGAACAGGACCAGAGGGCAGGCUGAUGGAUUCGGUUUAGAAAUUCUUCCUAAAUUGAAGGAUGUCAAGAGCAGGGACAACCGGAUCAGUCUGGUGGAUUAUGUGGUGUCAUACUACCUACGAAACAUAGAUGAGAAUGCAGGAACAGAUAAGAGUGUUUUCCCACUGCCUGAGUCUCAGGAUUUGUUCCUGGCUGCACAAGUCAAGUUUGAUGACCUCUCAAAGGACCUCCGAAAGCUAAAGAGGGAUCUCACAGCCUCUGAAAAGAACGUGCAAAAGGUGUGUGCCAACUCCUCAGAGGAUCAUCUUCAGCCAUUCAAACACAAGAUGGAGGCUUUCAUCGCUACUGCGCAAGCAGAGUAUGCAGCUGAAGAUGACAGCCUGAAUGCUGCCCAGAAAAGCUUUCAGGACAUGGUGGCCUACUUUGGGAUCAAGCCCAAAUCUGGAGAAAAAGAGGUUGCUCCCAACUACGUUUUCAUGCUCUGGUUUGAGUUCUGCAACGACUUCAAAAACACAUGGAAACGUGAGAGUAAGAACAUCUCCAAAGAGAGACUAAAAGAAGCUCAACUGAAUGUCCAGAAGAUCACAGCUGAGAAGAAGGUGGAGAUAAAGAAGGUCAAUGCCAACAGUCUGAAAGAGAGGCUGAGGCAGAAAGAAGCAAGUGUGUCCUCCAGCUGAAGAUAAAAGGAGAAAGGCAAGAACGAGAGCUUUCCAUCCUUUCCAACAUCUACUCUAAGAGAGAGAACUGUUUCCAAAGGAGCCGUUCACCAUAACCCACUCCAGACUUCUUUAAUGUGAAAGCCAUAACAAAGAUCUGAGACAUGACAUUUUCUCUAUUGCGAAUGUGCAAUCAGUGGUGGUGGGACUGCUCAUGUUCAGUGUUCAGUGUGGGACCUAGAUAGAGUUGAAAAGCUUUUAGAGAAGAACUGAAGAUGCUGAUGGAUUUCUCAUGGCUCUCUUCAUCUCCACACAAAGAACUAACAUAUCGUGAGCAGUGACCCUUUGCUUCUGCAGUAGGGCCGUCUAAAGGUGCUACGGGGGGCUUAAUGGGUUAAUUAAGCAAACACUGUAGCAAACACUUGCAAUUCCAGCAUAUUUUUUAAUUAAACCAAAUGUUUAAAGUAAGCCUCACAAAGUUAGACAGGUUUAGCUCCAAAAAGAGGGCACUGGUGAAGCAAUAUGCAGACAGACCGUUAUAAGGCUUAAUGAAUGAAUAGUAUAUUAAAUCCCUUUUACAACACACACAAGAGAUCACUGCUGUUUCAGCUUGUUUAGUUUAGGGCAAACAAAAUUGACACAUUUGUUGAUUUGUUUCCCCUUUUUUCAUCUCAGCAGACAAAAUGGGAGACAGACAAAUAUCAUUAGCAGUAAAAACCUCCCUCACAAACCUCAAGUGACCAACCGCAACGCAAAAAUCAGUCAGCAUGUUUUUCUUGUUUUUGUUUGUUUAGUGACUAAUAUUGUUUUGGUAGUACUUAACUGCAUAAUGUUUUUGCAGUUUCCAUGCACUUUCUUGCUUGCAGCAGCCAUUAUGUUACUGUUUCCCUUUUCCAAACAGUACUUAUUCCUGUGUACUGUAACUCUUCUACACCUCAUUUGCAAUUUCUAUGCAGUCUCCUUUUCCAUAUUGUCCAUAUAAAACAAAAUAUAUUUAUUUUGAUAGAAUAUUGGUGAACUAACAGUUGUGGCUAGAGUUAUCUAAAUAUGUAUAUAUACAUAUAUCUCGCUGCUGUCGGACCAAAACCUCCAAAGUGGUAACAGGAGGCCUGUUCAUCAUGAAAUUUACACGCAAUCCAAAGGGCAGCCGAUACUUUCAAAUUAUGACAGAAAGUGAAAAAAUGACAAAAGUGGGGAUACAAGGUUUUGUUCCGACAGCAGCGAUCGAUACACAUACAAUGUAAAAUUAGAAAUGUGUGAACUCAUUAAUGCCUUAAGUGAAUUUCUUGUCAUUACCAAAACCUAAGCUGGCCUAAUCUGUGAUUUUUGCUGUCUUGGAUAGACUUGCUCAGUCGAAGGCAAAAAAAAAUGCUUCGUAAAACUGACGGGGAAAAGUUUAUUCAUAUCUAGAUUUUAAUUCUGUAAACACUAUUUUUUUUUUACAUCAAAAUGCAUACUUAAGUGUUUGGUGAAGAUGCUGUUGAAAUCUGACAUGAAUUCCUGUUUAUCAGAAUUGUCUGUAGAAAUAGCCAGUCACUUUAGCCUGGAAAUACUCGUUUAGUAGAACUGCCACAGUGAUCAUGGCUUUCAAAGUGCAAUAUACACUGGUUUUAAGCAGCCCUUUCUGCCUUUCCAUAGACAUAAACUUUAACCAUGCCUUGUU
Molecule: messenger RNA, 6501 nt
Organism: Pygocentrus nattereri (red-bellied piranha)
Lineage: Eukaryota; Metazoa; Chordata; Actinopteri; Characiformes; Serrasalmidae
Product: formin-1-like
Exons: 17
Coding region: 918-4859 (1313 amino acids)
Biological process (GO): actin nucleation
Cellular component (GO): actin filament; endoplasmic reticulum membrane; cytoplasm
Molecular function (GO): microtubule binding
Source: RefSeq, a predicted model, not a curated record